GACCAUGGUGGAAAGAGUUGGAUCAAGCCUGGACCUGAGAACACCAGAUACCAUGGUGGAGAGAGUUGGAUCAAGCCUGGACCUGAGAAAUGGAUUCCUCAGAGCUGUAAGACUUGUGACCAUGUUGAGGACUCCACACACUGGCUUCAGAUUGAACCCUUGACUUCCACUGUCCAGGGAGUGACAAUGUUCAGGCACAGGACACCCAAAGGGAGUUAUGAGUGCACAGUGUCUGGGCUCCGCUGGCUGUGUGAGAGAGAUGUCAUUCUGAAGUAUCACUUCAGGAACUGGGAACCCUACAGUCACCUUCUGAAAGACAUGCAGUACACACAAGGUGGUCCAUUGCUGGACAUCACUAUGGAGUUAGGUGAACUGGAGGAAGUUCAUCUGCCACACUGUGUCUGUUUAGGGACCAACCCGUCCCUGAGGAAUGAGAUGAAGAUUCUUCAUGUAGAGGAACAUGGAGUGUCUUUAGAGGAAGUGCAUGAGGUCACCAGAUUCCAUGCAAAGAUUCUCCAUCCCAAGUUCUCAGUAAUCUCUCUGAUACUGAGAUUACUGUCUUGGAACGUAGAUGUCCACUGUGAGCUGAUGCUCUAUCUGACAGUGAAAAAGGAAACACUAAUUCCACGCCUAUACCUGUUCCCCAGUAACCCCGGCCAAAUACUGGCUGUGGAACAACAGGAAUCAAAGUUUCAAGGGUCUUCAAGGAUUCUCAUCUCAAGACCAGAGCAGUCCUUAAAACUGAAUAGUUCCUUCAGACUGAACAUUCCCUGUUCUACCUCCAUCAAUCCACCGAGGAUUCAGCUCAUACAUAGAGACACCACACCAAGCUUUUUUCAGAGCGGUUGUGAAAAUGACAGGGAUUGACAUUGAGAUGGAGUUAUUCAGUGAUGAUGA
Messenger RNA from Salmo salar (Atlantic salmon), 897 nucleotides. NCBI's taxonomy places the organism in Eukaryota, Metazoa, Chordata, Actinopteri, Salmoniformes, Salmonidae. The record is from RefSeq and is a predicted model, not a curated record.